CCAUUCGGGUGCUUGAUGUAUGCACGCCCGUAUUGAUAAGCUCGUGCGUCAAUAAUCUAGUCCACCUGUGAUACCUCCAUAUUUGCCUCAUUUUGGCUUUUGCAAUUUGCAUCUGGUGGCGAGUCGCGACGUUCACAGCCUCAAUUGGUCGGACAAUACCGGUAGCCCACUGGCCCCCUUUCCUUGUACCGUCCCACUCCGCAUACCCAUUCCCUGAACUCGAACUUUCACAGCAGGCUCAAACGGCUGGUUAGCUGUUACAGAUACCACAGCAUUGAAAUCCGGUAAAUCCUGUUCAACUUUACUGGAAACAAUUCAUACACUCAGUUGCAUCUGGUUCGAUGCCAGAGACGUGCAGGACCGCGAAGGAAAAGGUGGAAGACUUGCAGAUUGAACAAGACCCAAAAUCUUUCUUUCCGCUCGAUGGGUUGCGAAGUUAUUUCAAAGAACAAAAGGUCCGAGAGAUCCUGUUGUGUGCAUGUUCGCAAUGCAGAGAGGAUGCGCGAAUGUUUAACAGUCGCAUCGCCCGAGAGAAUUACGUGGACAUGAUUAUGGGUGGAUCAGAGCCCAAAGACCUCACCAAGACCUACUACAGCGUAUUUGGUCUUCUAGUCUUCGUAGAACAUCCUUUGUUCAUCAUCGGCUUUCUGGAGAACAGAUGCAACGACUACAUCCUGGAAUCCUGGGUGACGCGCUCAAUCGAUUUCUCCCGCGAGCGGUUGAGGACUCUUACAGGAGAUUACCAGCAGCGCAGCGCAGCGGGGUUCGACAGAUUCGUGCGGAGAUUUACUUCUAGCCUGUCCAAGUUCUCAGUACCACAUUUGGGACCAGACGGAUUUUCGUUGUAUCGCGAGAAGGCCGUCUUCCCCUUCAUCGAGGAAAAACAGAUAGGUCAGAGACGUGAUGAGAAUGGCCAGUUGACGUCAGAGGGUGCAAAUGGAAAAGUGUUUGCUUUCAGAAUCCAGCGCGAAUACAAUCGCUUUCCGCAUUCAAGUUCAAGGACUGAGUACGUGCGGAAGCGCAUCGAGACGUCUCAGCCUAAACAGUACUUGGAGCACUCCAACAUCGACUACGUGCAGCAGUUUGCAGAUAACCAUAUCGUAAAACUCGUGAAGGCUUACGGUCACGGUGACAGCGUCAAUCUCAUCUUUCCUCGAGCCUGGACAAAUCUUGACCAUCUUCUUCGCGACCGAAAUUUCGGCUACAGUGACAAGAGAGAUGCUCGGCUCGAGUUGGCAGAUGCAUGGAAGCAGCUGCUCGGAAUCUCCAGAGCAUUGAAGAAGAUACACGGCUUUGGAAAUGGCCGGUCGAAUGGCACUGUGGACGAACAACUGUGCAUCCACUUCGACCUGAAGCCAGAUAACAUCCUUAUCGAGCGGGAGAAUGGGAACUGGUUGAUAACAGAUUUCGGUCAGUCUGCGCUCACAAAGCGUCGAAGGGGCACAACACCUCGAAUAGGCGGCCAUUUUGGGACUGAUGCAUACGCUCCACCGGAGAUUGACGACGUGAACAUGGAGUUCGGUCGCGCCUACGACAUCUGGUCUUUGGGCUGUAUCAUGCUAGAGGUGACUGCCUUCAUGGUGCUGGGUCCCGCUGGUUUGACCGGUUCCGGUAGUUUUGUUGGCUUAGACCAAGCACGUCGCGCCAUGCCACAUUGGGCAAGAAACAGCAACGAGAGAUUCUUCUACCAAGAAGUUCCGAGUGGAGCAUAUAUGGUCAAGAAAGAUAUCCAAACCUUCAUGGUCAAUCUUGAAAGCAGCCAUGGGCGCUACGCUAAUAGCGAAGAAAGUAAGGCAUUUUUGAAUAAGAUUCUUGGCCUGAUCAAUCGCAUGUUGAAACCGAAAGUUGCGGACAGGGUGGGUAUCUCUAUGGUGGUCGACAUCCUGUCGAGUGCCCUCAGGCGAGCCUCGGCAGGGGCAAUCGAGCAAAGGCCGCAUCAGAUCAUCUCUGAAGCUGGCGAACAUGUUCUCGGAGAACCAGAUUUGAGUAAAAUUGAACUCUGGCACUGGUCAGCGGCAAACCGAGAGUGGGAGGAAUGCAGGCUGGCCAUCUUAAAGAGCGAGGCCAACUUCAUGCGUCUUCACUGUUGGGGUCAAGGACACGUGCCGCAAGAUGUCAAUCUUCCCCACAGCAGUGUCAAGAUGCUGCCACUUUACGCAUUUUGGGAUCCGGCUAGGUUUCGAGAUUCGAACGCAUGGCUAGACCUCCUGGUAAUGAGCACCGAACGAUGUUCAGUCGUUCCCAACGCCAAGUUCGCAUUCAAUGGAGACUCUGGGCUCGAUGACGCACGACAAGUGCAGUCUAUCCUAACCUCACAACACAUUGUUGGCAGCUUUCCGCUAAGCCAAGUCAAGCUGACCAGAGCAAGCUCAGCUGUAGCAGCGCUAAACCGAGUCUAUCGCAAGAUUCGACCGACAAGUGGCAAUGCACCUGCAGAGGCUAGCAGCAAGAUGUUUACCAUGACUUCAGCAACAGUCCAGAUUUGGGCUGAACAACAGGAUGCAGUGCUAAGACAAUCGAUGAGGAGAGAGUUCCGCGGGACGCAAGAGUCCGCAGCAGGACGACCUGUACGGGGUUUCGAUGGGGCUCGCCCGAGAAACUCUCCACGUCGACUGUGUAUUUACCUCCAUGAGCCACGCUUCAUUUGUACGAUCAGGAUUGAUGUGAACUGGGUGCUCGAAUCAGACUCGUCCGAUGUCAAACUGUAUCUUAAACCGCGCUCGUCAGCGGGUGCGAAAGCAAUCUAUGCAUCCUGGCUCCGGCCAACGCUUGAGGAACGUGCGGCUGGCCACCCAGCAGGAAUACCUCUGGAUCCAAAAGUGCUGCGCUAUCACGAGGAUUCGGACAGCAUCGAGCUUGAAGAUGUUGAACUGACAUUCUUGAGCUCAAAUGUGUUGGACACGUUCAGAUCAGUGUAUGACGAUACGAAAGAGGCUUGGGCAAUUGAGCGCAGUGAAAGAGAGGAUAGGACCGAGGUGAACAGCAAGCCUGAGGGUACAUUACGGGUUCCUGAUGGCACGGUUCGUCUUCCCGAUUCCAGGAACAGGGUGUCGAUAUUCGCACGAACGAUCGAGCGUGAGGACCUGCAAUCAGCAUCCAGUGCAAGCACCUCGGGCAGCAGGCAUGAUUCUACGUUGGAAAAUCGGAUGGGGCCCUUGCAGAAUCCCGAUUAUCUUGUGGUUCCUCCACCAAAUUGAGGGGCCUGUAGGCUAUAUGAGUUGCGGUAAACAGUGGCGCGGCUACUGGAUAUCUCAGGUAGUCUCGGUCACCGUCAAGAUUACACGAAGAGCGUCCCUCACCCUGCUGCUGGCUCUGUGCGAUCCCU
Molecule: messenger RNA, 3325 nt
Organism: Didymella exigua CBS 183.55
Lineage: Eukaryota; Fungi; Ascomycota; Dothideomycetes; Pleosporales; Didymellaceae
Product: kinase-like protein
Exons: 2
Coding region: 342-3197 (951 amino acids)
Biological process (GO): peptidyl-serine phosphorylation; peptidyl-threonine phosphorylation
Molecular function (GO): protein serine/threonine kinase activity; ATP binding
Source: RefSeq, a predicted model, not a curated record